Messenger RNA from Orycteropus afer afer, 2880 nucleotides. It is a transcript of the gene RB1, whose product is annotated as RB transcriptional corepressor 1. Lineage: Eukaryota; Metazoa; Chordata; Mammalia; Tubulidentata; Orycteropodidae. The record is from RefSeq and is a predicted model, not a curated record. Gene Ontology annotation, cellular component: nucleus; Rb-E2F complex; chromatin. Gene Ontology annotation, molecular function: RNA polymerase II transcription regulatory region sequence-specific DNA binding. The transcript is spliced from 30 exons. Gene Ontology annotation, biological process: regulation of transcription by RNA polymerase II; cell differentiation; negative regulation of G1/S transition of mitotic cell cycle.
AGCGAGGACGGGGCGUGCCCCGACGUGUGCGCGCAUCCCUCGCCCCUGCCCUCUUCCACAGAUCGCUGCCUCCAACCUUGUGAGGGCGUCAUGCCGCCCAAAACCCCCAGAAGAGCUGCCGCUGCCGCCACUGCCCCUGUGGAACCCCCGGCACCACCGCCGCCGCCCCCUCCUGAGGAAGAUCUGGAGCAGGACAGUGGCCCCGAGGACCUGCCUCUUGCCAGGUGAGAAAAUGAAGAGACAGAGGAAAAAGACUAUACUGCCGUCAACUACAAGUUGAAAUUUAAUUCUGAUGUUUUCAAGAUUAUUUAUAUCACCACUUGGGAGAAGUGUGUGAAUAGUGGAGACAGUAACUUGGAAGGUUAUAUUCAAAAGAAAAAGGAGCUGUGGGGAAUCUGUAUCUUUAUUGCAGCUGUUGACCUAGAUGAGAUGCCAUUCACUUUUACUGAGCUACAGAAAAACAUAGAAACCAGUGUCUAUAAAUUCUUUAACUUACUGAAAGAAAUUGAUACCAGUACCAAAGUUGAUAAUGCUAUGUCAAGACUGUUGAAGAAGUAUAAAGUGUUAUGUGCACUCUACAGCAAAUUAGAAAGGACAUGUGAACUUAUAUAUUUGGCACAACCCAGCAGUUCGAUAUCUUCUGAAAUAAAUUCUGUAUUGGUGCUAAAACUGUCUUGGAUCACAUUUUUACUAGCUAAAGGGGAAGUAUUACAAAUGGAAGAUGAUCUCGUGAUCUCAUUUCAGUUAAUGCUGUGUGUCCUUGAUUAUUUUAUUAAACUCUCACCCCCUGCAAUGCUUAAAGAACCAUAUAAAACAGCUGUGAUACCUGUUAAUGGUUCACCUCGAACACCAAGACGAGGUCAGAAUAGGAGUGCACGGAUAGCAAAACAACUAGAAAAUGAUACAAGGAUUAUUGAAGUUCUCUGCACAGAGCAUGAGUGUAAUAUAGAUGAGGUGAAAAAUGUUUACUUCAAAAAUUUUAUACCUUUUAUGAAUUCUCUUGGAAUUGUAGCUUCUAAUGGACUUCCAGAGGUUGAAAGUCUCUCUAAACAGUAUGAAGAAGUUUACCGUAAAAACAGGGAUCUAGAUGCAAGAUUAUUUUUGGAUCAUGACAAAACUCUUCAGGCUGAUACCAUAGACAGUUUUGAAAUGCAGAGGACGCCACGAAAAAGUAACCCUGAUGAAGAGAUGAAUAUGAUUCCUCCACAGACUCCAGUUAGGACUGUUAUGAAUACUAUUCAGCAAUUAAUGAUGAUCUUAAAUUCAGCAAGUGAUCAGCCAUCAGGAAAUCUGAUUUCCUAUUUUGAUAACUGCACAGUGAAUCCAAAAGAAAGUAUCCUGAAAAGAGUGAAGGAUAUUGGAUGUAUCUUUAAAGAGAAAUUUGCUAGAGCUGUGGGACAGGGAUGUAUUGAAAUUGGAUCACAGAGAUACAAACUUGGAGUUCGAUUGUAUUACCGAGUAAUGGAAUCUAUGCUUAAAUCAGAAGAAGAACGAUUAUCCAUUCAAAACUUUAGUAAACUCCUGAAUGACAACAUCUUUCAUAAGUCCUUGUUGGCGUGUGCUCUUGAGGUUGUGAUGGCUACCUACAGCAGAAGUACAUCUCAGAAUCUUGAUUCUGGAACAGAUUUGUCCUUCCCAUGGAUUCUGAAUGUACUUAAUUUAAAAGCCUUUGAUUUUUACAAAGUGAUUGAAAGUUUUAUCAAAGCAGAAGCCAACUUGACAAGAGAAAUGAUAAAACAUUUAGAAAGAUGUGAACAUCGAAUCAUGGAAUCCCUUGCAUGGCUCUCAGAUUCACCUUUAUUUGACCUUAUUAAACAAUCAAAGGACCGAGAAGGACCAGCUGAUCAUCUUGAAUCUACUUGUACUCCCAACCUUCCCCUCCAGAAUAAUCACACUGCAGCAGAUAUGUAUCUUUCUCCUGUAAGAUCCCCAAAGAAAAAGGGGUCAACUCCACGUGUAAAUUCCACUGCACAUGCAGAGGCACAAGCAGCUUCUGCCUUCCAGACUCAGAAGCCAUUGAAAUCUACCUCCCUUUCACUUUUUUACAAAAAAGUAUACAGGCUAGCAUAUCUCCGACUGAAUACCCUGUGUGCACGCCUUCUGUCUGAUCACCCAGAACUAGAGCACAUCAUCUGGACCCUUUUCCAGCACACACUGCAAAAUGAGUAUGAGCUCAUGAGAGACAGGCAUUUGGACCAGAUCAUGAUGUGUUCCAUGUAUGGCAUUUGCAAAGUUAAGAAUAUUGACCUUAAGUUCAAAAUCAUUGUAACAGCAUACAAGGACCUUCCUCAUGCUGUUCAGGAGACAUUCAAACGUGUUUUGAUCAGAGAAGAGGAGUAUGAUUCCAUUAUAGUAUUCUAUAACUCAGUCUUUAUGCAGAGACUGAAAACAAAUAUUUUGCAGUAUGCUUCUUCCAGGCCCCCUACCUUGUCACCAAUACCUCACAUCCCUCGAAGCCCUUAUAAAUUUUCUAGUUCACCUGUACGGAUUCCUGGGGGGAACAUCUAUAUAUCACCCCUGAAGAGUCCAUAUAAAAUUUCAGAUGGCCUGCCAAUUCCAACAAAAAUGACUCCAAGAUCAAGAAUCUUGGUAUCAAUUGGUGAAUCAUUUGGAACUUCUGAGAAGUUCCAGAAAAUAAAUCAGAUGGUAUGUAACAGUGACCGUGUGCUCAAAAGAAGCGCUGAAGGAAGCAACCCUCCUAAACCACUGAAGAAACUACGCUUUGAUAUUGAAGGAUCAGAUGAAGCGGAUGGAAGUAAACAUCUCCCAGGAGAAUCCAAAUUUCAACAGAAACUGGCAGAAAUGACAUCUACUCGAACACGAAUGCAAAAACAGAAAAUGAAUGACAGCAUGGAUACCUCAAAUAAGGAUGAAAAGUGA